This is a messenger RNA of Nelumbo nucifera (sacred lotus), 3835 nucleotides long. RefSeq lists its product as uncharacterized. NCBI's taxonomy places the organism in Eukaryota, Viridiplantae, Streptophyta, Magnoliopsida, Proteales, Nelumbonaceae. The record is from RefSeq and is a predicted model, not a curated record.
GUGCUUUAUUAGUCUCGCUUUUUUCUCUUUUUUAACGUAUUUAUAAAAACUCCCGUCUGGCGUUCGGCGACUGCUGGAAUCUACGUCGCCGGCCGUCUGAGGAAUCUGACCCACACAAACCCGUUUCUCUGUUCCCCACCAGCAGUGAACAGCCCGUUUUCCUUUCGUGAUGUGUACUUUUAUAUAAUAAAACACAAUUAAAGGAUAUCUAAACUUUGUGUUUUCUUUCUAUGUUUAUUUAUUUAUUUUUAUUUGCAGUGGUAGGAAGAGUUGGGUCUGUUUUGCUGAAGCUUCAAAGGGCGAAAUGGCAAUCCGAGGAGAUUUAUAGGGAUCUGGGUUUUGUUCUUCAUGUUUGUCUUCGUUGAAAUCUUCAGUAAGUUUUCGUGGUAUUUUAUUUCUUUUUUCUUUGUUGUCUUUAUCUCCAGGUCAAUAUUUGUGUUCUGAUCUUCCUUCCGUAGAAAUUUGCAAAAUUUUCGUUUUCAAAGUAAUUUGGAAGCAGGAAUUCAUCCUCUUAGGGUUUUGGGUCUUUGAUUUCUUUAGUUUCCGUGGUUUUUCUUUUUGUUUGGCCUCAAGGGGUUUUUGUGGACUUGUGCUUUUAAGAUCCCGGUGAAAUUAGGGUUUUUGGUUUUCAGUAAUUUCAGUUUAAUUUUUCUUUUGCUGUUGAUGAACUUGGUGUUCGUAGUUUCUUGAAGCCCAUGUGGAAAUUAUAGAUAUCCGGGUUCUGGGAUCGAGAAGUCCUAGAAAUGUUCCUCCAGUCUGUCUGAUCUCACUACUUGGUAGACUGAAACUGAAUUUCGCAUCUUUGUUUUAGAAUCUAAACCCUAGAAAUGUGACGUUUAUUCUGCAAUUCACUUCGAACUUGACCCUAGAAGUCCUAAAUUUAAUGGAUGUGGUCAAUACAAAUUUUCAUUAUCAGUUGUACGUUUACCCUUCCGUUUCCAUCGCCGUUUUUGGGAAGUCGGGUUUCUAGGGUCAGGUUUCUGAGGCUAUUCACCGCUCCUUAGAACUGGAUUGAGGCUUCGGGUUUCUGCAUGGAGUGCAACAAAGAAGAAGCUUUUAGAGCCAAGGAGACAGCAGAGAGGCGAUUCGCUAAGAAAGAUUUUGCAGGUGCCAAGAAAUAUGCAGUUAAGGCCCAAAAAUUGUAUCCAGAAUUGGAUGGCAUCUCUCAAAUGCUGGCCACAUUUGACGUUUAUGUUGCUUCGGAAAUUCAAAUCAAUGGGGAAAUUGAUUUCUAUGCAGUUCUUGGAUUGAAUUCAUUUGCAGAUGAAGAUGCAAUUAGGAAACAGUACAGGAAACUGGCGCUGAUGCUUCACCCUGACAAGAAUAAAACUGUAGGUGCUGAUGGGGCAUUCAAGCUUGUAUCUGAAGCGUGGACUCUCUUAUCAGACAGUGGUAAAAGAUCCUCUUAUGAUCAAAGGAGAAACAAACCAUCCUCGGCAAAUGUUGUCAAGACAAACUCUGCUGCAGUUCAGAAGCCCAUAGCUAAUGGCUCCCGUAACUGUACUAAAACUUCAUCUCAUGACCAGCCCAAGCCUCAAACUUUCUGGACUGCUUGUAGUUCGUGCAAAGUACAAUAUGAGUAUCUCCGCAAGUACCUAAACAACAAACUCUCCUGUAAAAACUGCCGGAGAACCUUUGUGGCUGUAGAAACAGGGAAAGCCCCCACCAAUGGUUCUAUCCCUUUCUGUUCUUGGUCAUUUGCUCCAGAAAAUUUGCAUGGAAAUCAUGGGUUCGGUGGUAUAACAUAUUUUCCAGCCAAUACUAUCUUUGUUACAGGAAGUGCAGUCCCGGGGUUUUAUUCUGGAUUUGGGUAUGAAUAUCCACACAUGACUUUCCAGUGGAGCCCAUUCCCUGGUACCUCUGCUGGCACUAUGACUGCUCACGGUUCAACCACACCAUCUGCUGGUGUCACCCAUCAGGUAAAUAACACUGUAAAAAGAACAGGGGAGAAGAUUAAGACCGCAGCAAGGGAGAAGGAUCUCAAGAAGAAUCUUAUGAGUACUGCAUCUACCAAAACACUUGCCAGCAAUGCUGAACCUCCAACCUCCAAGGCUGAGAGACCUGAGAAGAAAAGGAAGGUUGAUGAAAGCGCUUCUAUAAAUGGGUAUAAAGAGAAAGUAUCCAAAACUGAGACUUUAGAUUCCAGAAUGGCCAAUAAAGAACGAAACGUUGGGCAGAAUGCAAAGCCUUAUGGCACAAGUGAAGCAGCAGUUAGAUGCCACUCGGUUGCACAAGUAAAUGGAAAUGUCGGGUCCAAUGCCAAACCACUCGGUGCAGGUGAGGCUCCUGUUAGGCGUUCAGGUGCACUGCCAUUUGAUGCUCGGCAGCUGUUAAUUAACAAGGCAAGAACUGAGAUUAGAAAGAAAUUGGAAGAGAUAAAGUUGGCAGCAGCAGCAGCAGUAGCAGCGGCAGCUACAGAGGAGAAGUCAAAGAUUCAGAAUCAGAAGUCCACGGUUCUACAAACAGGAGAUGAUUUGGGUGUUUCUGUUAAUCAGUCAGUGUCAAAUGGAUUGGGAUCAACCUCAAUAACCGUCCCUGAUUCUGACUUCCAUGAUUUUGACAAGGACAGAUUAGAGGAAUGCUUCAAGCCGAAACAAAUAUGGGCUAUAUACGAUGAGGAAGAUGGUAUGCCUCGCUUGUACUGCCUGAUCCGCCAGGUUAUCUCUGUGAAACCAUUCAAGGUUCAAAUCAGUUACUUGAACUCUAAAAGUGACAGUGAGUUCGGCUUGGUAAACUGGGUUGAUUCGGGCUUCACCAAAUCCUGUGGAAAUUUUAGGGCAUGGAACACUGCUGUCAUUGAGCAAGUGAACAUUUUCUCACAUGUUCUUUGUGGACAGAAAGCUGGUAGAGGAGGAUGCAUCCGAAUUUUCCCCAAAAGAGGAGACAUUUGGGCUGUGUAUCGUAAUUGGUCACCAGACUGGAACAGAACCACCCCGGACGAAGUGAGGCACCACUAUGAGAUGGUGGAGGUCCUUGAUGAUUACACGGAAGAGCUUGGAGUCUGUGUUAGUCCCCUUGUUAAGUUAGAAGGAUUCAAGACGGUAUACCAGAAGAAUGUUGACAACAAAGCAAUAAGAUGGAUUCCAAGGAGAGAGAUGGUACGGUUUUCACACCAGGUACCAUCGUGGUCACUAAGAGAAACUAGCAACUUGCCCGAAGGAUGUUGGGAUUUAGACCCAGCAGCAACUCCAGAUGAGCUUCUUAAUUCAUGACGGAAAGAGAGAGAGAGAGCUAAUAAUCAACCCGAUCCAGCAGAGAAGUCGUGACAUCCGUAAUUGUACCAAACUACCAAUUGUAGCAUUUCAUCAGAUAGCUGGGGAUGUAAGUGUACAAAAUAUACACAUUGCCGGUCGAUUUUCAGAGAAUAGAGAGCCAGGCGGAUCAGAAGUUGGUCCACAACUUAAACCCCAGGGAUCUUUCUUACCAGACUCAUCGUCGAGUCCGUUACCGUCAGUAAGAUGAAUUCCUCGAAUCGUUGGACUUGGUUCGUUGCAUGCCUAUUCAAUGGCCCUAUUAUAUGGUUAUUCAGCUGAAAGUCCAUCCUGAAUUUGCCCCUUGUACACUUUGUGCACAUGGAUCUCCAAGGAAGCAUAUCCACGCAACAAAAUCGAAGCACAGGCCAUAGUCACGACUCACGAGUUUCCUUGUGCUAUAACGUGUGCUUGAAGCCUUGAACCAGCGUUAGAAAAUGGAAUUUUAUACCGACCAUUUAUGUGUUCAAAGUUCAAACACAUCUUAUGCGUCUCAAACUAAGCUUUAACCAUUCAAAUCCUCGGACCAAUUCUUUCCUUUGUACUUUUGCUGCAAAUUGUUUCUAAGAUUCCCCUCUUUUCAA